Xylaria bambusicola is the source of this 2448-nucleotide messenger RNA. RefSeq names its product prion-inhibition and propagation-domain-containing protein. NCBI's taxonomy places the organism in Eukaryota, Fungi, Ascomycota, Sordariomycetes, Xylariales, Xylariaceae. The transcript is spliced from 4 exons. The record is from RefSeq and is a predicted model, not a curated record. Bases 1 to 2448 code for a protein of 815 amino acids.
AUGGAACCUGCAGGCUUGGCAGUAGGCGUCACAGGACUCAUCGGAAUCUUCAGUACCUGUCUGGAUAUCGUUGAAAGGUGGGACUCCUAUAAAGACUUUGGAGUCGAAUCCGGUUCUCUCAUAGCUCGCUUUAGAGCCGACAGGGUUCGAUUUCAGCAAUGGGGUCAGCGCGUAGGUAUUGAUAAAGGCAAACAUGGAGACGGCUAUCACAAAGCCCUCGACGACCCUUUAAUUCGACCGGUAGUUGAUCAGAUCUUACAAAGUAUCAAGCAUUUCGAUGAUGAUACAGGCGAUUUCACCUCUUGCUUGCGACCAAUCUCCGGUUUAAUUGAUCCGCUAGCCCAUAGCAAGAGCGUUCUUCCCAGAGAGCGUCCACAAUUCGAGAAGUAUCAGGACGCAACGUCACGAAAGAGUAGACUUGGAUGGGCUCUGAGAUGGAAGACGCGGUCUCUUGCAUUUGUCGAAUCGUUUGACGCUCUAGUCCAGAAGCUAUAUGAUCUCGUUCCUCCAGAUCAGCCCACUAUUCCAGGCCAGAUGAUCUCAGAACCAAGACAUAGCAAUCUUGCCUCUCUCAAUGAUAUAGUUACAAAAACAGGAGAAACUUCAUGGCAUCUUGACAUUCAAAGGAUCUUGGCCGAUGUAGAAAAACAGUUAGACAAUGAGACCCGCAAAGAGCUGAACGAUUGGCUCGAUACGCAUGAUACAAAACAGAUGUACGACGAUUUUGUCCGUAGGAUACUAGAUGGUACCUGCGACUGGAUACUUAAUCGGCCUGAGUUCUUGAAAUGGCAGUCGUUCCCAUCGGAAAACGCAAAGCUCUUAUGGGUUAACGGGCCUCCUGGAUACGGAAAAACGAUUCUUUGUGCAAGAAUCGUUCAACACCUAUUGGCGACUUCUAACAGUCCCUUGGCAUAUUUCUUUUUCUCCUCAGAGUUAGAAAGCCGGGCGGAUCCUUUUGUUGUUAUGAAGUCCUGGAUCUCUCAGAUUACGAUACAAAAUCGAGAUGCAUUUGAUCUCGCCCGAGAAAAACGGGAGGCGACCGACGGACGUAUAGCAUCGCAAACCGAUAUUGAAGAGCUUUUCAAAUCAAUCGUUCAGAAUAUACCGAGAUGCAUUUUCAUCGUAGACGGCCUUGACGAGUGUACUGUACGAGAGAACGACGGCAAGACAGGUCGUAGGGAUUCUUUAUUAAAGUUUCUCAAGUCUCUUAAGUAUAUCAUCUCAAACUCAAAAUCACGGCUUCUAGUUGUUAGUCGCAAUGACCAGGAGAUUCGAGAAGGUUUAAACGGUAACAAGACUAAUAUGGAGUGUGAACUGGUUGAGUUACCAAUACUUCCACGGGAUGUCGAAUCCGAUGCUACCCUGUUUUCACAAAGCAUUAUCGAAGAGAAGCUCGCCAACAAAAGUGAAGCACAACGGCAAGAACUUGCACAUAGAAUGGUCGACCGGUGCGACUCAAUGUUUUUAGGAAUUAAAUUGCUAGAACCCGACCUAAAGGGUGGCAAAAAUCUAAAACAACUUCAGCGACUCAUUGACGAAGCACCUAAUAAGCUCGAUCGCAUUUAUGAUCGCAAUUGGGAAAGAAUUAGGAACCUUGAAAAUAUUAGUAGACAGCGAGCAUUCUCGAUUUUGAGGUGGGCAACAUUUGCCUUACGUCCGAUUACUAUUUGUGAGAUCACUGAGGCCCUGCUUCUGGCGGGCGACGAAUGCGGCACGCUGGACUACACAGAACUGCCCGACUCCAUCGACGAGGUCUAUAUCAAGACUGAAAUAUCAGAACUUUGUGGGUCUCUUAUUGAGGUUCGAAGGGCUGAAUCAGCUUCAAGCUUGGGUUAUUCAACUAUACAUCUGAGUCAUUUCUCAGUGAGGCAAUACAUUCUGUGUCAUAUGCCGGCUCGUCCCGGAGAGUUGAUCGGAAAUGAGCAGUUACGAUCUUCGAAUGAGGCAAUCCAAAGUAAUAUUCUUGCAAAAAUAUGCAUCCGCUACUUGGAUUGCAAGGACGUCUGGGAAGAAAUACAGCAACAAGAGGGGAAUAAUUCCAUAAUCCAAGCGUUCCGAGAGUAUGCAGCAAACUUGUGGCACAAGCACGUGAAGCAUGGAAUUGUUAAUUCCGAAGAUGUUGUCCAGCUAAUCAAUACGUUUUUCCACCCAGAAAAUGAGAACUGGGAGUCAUGGAGAAAAUAUAGCGAGAAUGGAUUCCAAAACAAGAUGAUACAGUAUGAAGGGGAACUUUUGUCAGGGAAUCCACUGUUUUAUGCGUCACUUCUCGGCUUCUCAAAAACACUAACUCAUCUCAUAGAGGAGGUCGGAUUGGACGUAAACUGUGUUGACUCAUCAAACCGAACAGCAUUGCUCGGUGCUUCCUCAAAGGGCUGGGUGUCAGGUGUAAUACAGCUUCUGCAAAGAGGGGCUAGUCCAUGGCAAACAAGGACGGAUGGACACCACUAA